Molecule: messenger RNA, 1611 nt
Organism: Capsella rubella
Lineage: Eukaryota; Viridiplantae; Streptophyta; Magnoliopsida; Brassicales; Brassicaceae
Product: high mobility group B protein 13
Exons: 8
Coding region: 83-1453 (456 amino acids)
Molecular function (GO): DNA binding
Source: RefSeq, a predicted model, not a curated record
AAACCCUAAAUCCCAAAAUCUCUAUUUCUCUUCUUCUCUAACCGUUCUACACAACGCUCUCGCUUAAAUCUCUCUUGUGACUAUGGCGACAGUUUCAGAUCCUGCUCCGGCUAAGAAAUCGAGAAACAGUAGAAAGGCGUUGAAGCAGAAGAACGAGAUUGUCGAGGCGCCGUUGUUGUCACCGGUCUCAGCAGCCAAGGGGAAAGAGGCGAAAUCUUUUGAGAAAGAUCUGAUGGAGAUGCAAGCGAUGUUGGAGAAGAUGAAGAUCGAGAAGGAGAAGACGGAGGAUCUGCUGAAGGAGAAGGACGAGAUCCUGAGAAAGAAGGAAGAGGAACUUGAGACGAGGGACGUUGAACAGGAGAAGCUAAAGACGGAGUUGAAGAAACUUCAGAAGAUGAAGGAAUUCAAACCUAACAUGACAUUUGCAUUCAGUCAAUCAUUGGCACAAACUGAAGAGGAGAAGAAGGGAAAGAAGAAGAAGAAGGAUUGUGCUGAAACAAAGAGACCAUUGACAGCGUACAUUUUGUGGUGUAAGGAGAAUUGGAACGAAGUCAAGAAGCAGAAUCCAGAAGCUGAUUUCAAGGAGACUUCGAAUGUUAUGGGUGCUAAGUGGAAGACUCUGAGUGCAGAAGAGAAGAAGCCUUACGAGGAGAAGUUCCAAGCGGAUAAGGAAGCUUACCUUCAGGUUAUUGCUAAGGAGAAGCGAGAAAAAGAAGCCAUGAAGCUUCUUGAUGAUGAGCAGAAGCAGAGAACUGCAAUGGAAUUGCUUGAUCAAUAUCUCAACUUUGUUCAGGAAGCUGAACAGGACAACAAGAAAAAGGCCAAGAAGAUAAAGGAUCCUCUGAAGCCAAAGCAACCCGUAUCUGCUUACCUGAUCUAUGCAAACGAGAGGAGAGCUGCUUUAAAAGGAGAAAACCAAAGCGUUGUGGAGAUCGCUAAGAUGACCGGAGAGGAGUGGAAGAGCUUGUCGGAAGAACAAAAGGCUCCCUACGAUCAGAUUGCAAAGAAAAACAAGGAGGUAUAUCUUCAAGAAAUGGAAGGAUAUAAAAGAACAAAGGAAGAAGAAGCCAUGAGCCAGAAGAAAGAAGAAGAGGAACUCAUGAAACUCCAUAAACAAGAAGCUCUCCAACUUCUCAAGAAGAAGGAGAAAACCGACAAUAUCAUAAAGAAGACCAAAGAAUCGACCAAGAACAAGAAGAAGACCGAGACUGUCGAUCCUAACAAACCAAAAAAGCCUGCUUCUUCAUACUUUCUCUUUUGCAAAGAUGCAAGGAAGAGUGUAGCAGAAGAGCAUCCUGGGAUCAACAACUCAACUCUUACUGCCCACAUUUCAUUGAAAUGGAAGGAACUUGGUGAAGAGGAGAAACAAGUUUAUAAUCAAAAAGCUGCUGAGUUAAUGGUAGCUUACAAGAAAGAAGUGGAAGAGUACAACAAGAACAAGACUGUGUCCUAGAGGAAGAAACUAACUCAGCAGUAUGAAAAUAAAAAAAUUGAGAAUGUUCAAGUUUGCUCAUAUUGAACAUCUCAUCUCUCUCAUUACUAUGCAAAAAAGGACUGUUUAAAAACAUUUAGGAUUUUUAAUUAAGGUUUGUUUAAAGUAAACUAGUUUAA